UUAAAAUUUAUGCUUUGAUAUGAGCGAUGAACAAAAAAAAUUAUUACUUUAAAAUUUACAGUUAAAAGCGUUUAUUUGGUCUGAAAAAUUCUUAAUAACAGUUGUGUAUGCUGUAUUAUAAUAAGCUUGUAUUAAACAUUUAAAGAUAAACCUAAGCUAAAAACUGCUGUUGGUCAGCUUGGUUAAAAAAUGGCCUACACUAGUCGCAUAGUAUCUGGGUAUCGGAGCCAACCAGCAAGUUGUAGAAAUUCAUUACUGAUACCCGCUGAGUAUAAUGUUUCCAACUUUUCCGAAGAUUUAAGUAGCUUUGAUAUUCAGUUUAAAAAACUAAUGGAAAGAACUGAAAAGUUUACAACUCGUGUAGAAAAACUGCAUUCUGUUUCUUCAAACAUUAAAAAAAGUUUUCGAAGGUUAGACAGUACUGUUUCAGGUCUGCGAACACAUUUUGAUGGUACAGAUGAUGAAAUAGCGGAUAGACAUCGGAAAGAAUCACUCACUACCGAGGAGGAGUGGAGAAAAUUCUUAGAUGCUGGUGUUUUAAUUGAAAAAGCUGUCGAGCUAUUACGACAGCAUAUUCACUUUCCAAAACCUGCUUUUGAGUAUUCGCCAGAGGAACGCUCUCCUUAUUCUUUUGAUAUUUCUUCAAACACAAGUUUAGUAUCCAUGCCUCAAUCACCAACUGAUGAUGCAAUGAAAUUGCAAUUGUCUGGAAAUAACAACUUGCGCGAAAAAACUGUUAGUUUGGUAAAAAAUAUAGAAACUUUGCCGUUGGAAGCAAUAAAAGAAGAGACUAACAAAGAUAAAUACCAAGUCGAUAACAAUUUUGACAGACACAAUAUUACCGAUCCAGAAAAAAAUUUGUCAAAGAGUACUUUUAAAACUAACAAUGGAGAUUGUGGCGAAUCAAAUGUAGUUCGUCGGAAUAAAUCUUAUUACCAAGUUUCGAAAGACAGCAGAGAUUCUCGGACAAAAUCUUUGUUUGAAAUAAGUACUGUUGAUAUAUCUCCAUGGAUUCACAACUUAAAUUCAAAUGAAGUUACAAAAUUAGGUAAUAAUAGUAAUAUAAGUACAGAAAAAAACAAUAUGGAUAACAAACCAAGUAACAAAAACAAUUUGAGUACUUUUAAUAAUGAUAAAAAAAAUGACGAAAAUAUCCAGGAUACUAGAAACAAAAAAUCAGCCAGCAGUAGUUUUCAUGAAUAUAAUACAUCUAAUAGAAUCCCUCUCAGAGAGAGACUUGCAAUGAAAGAAAAAGAGAAAGAAGAAGCAAAAAAUCGAGAACAAGUUUUUGAUUCAAAAAGUUUGGUUGCUUCAACGUCGAAACAAACAAAAAUUAAAGCUCAGAAAGAAAAUGGCUCAAAAGAAGGCGACUCAUUUAAAUCAAGAUUCUUAAGACAAUUUAGAAGAAACGAUAAAAACGAAAAAAGUGAUAUAGAAGCCACUAAAGAGCGCAGAAGAACUACAAGAAAACGAAGCGAUGAAGAUAUUUCUUUUGCACAACCUGUUCUAGUCCAAGAAGAGAGCAUAAAUAAAGAGACUUUUGAGCAAAAUCUUGAUGGUAAAAGAACAAAUGAACAAAAACACAAUAACUCAAAUACAACUGAGCAAAAAACUGAUAACACAAGUAAUGAGUCUUUUAAACGCAUUUCGAAUAAUUAUUUAGCAAAAAAAGAAAAUUUGGAUAAAGAGUUAAAUAGCAAACUAGAAAAUAGCUCCAUGUUUCGUAGUCAUGGAAUAGAGAGUAAAAACUUUGAUUUAACAAACAAACAACAAAACAACACGCUUAUUAAUUAUAAAACCGAUGAUCAUUAUAAAAACCAUUAUCUUGUUAAAAAUCAACAAAGUUCCAUGUUUAGUAAUCAUACAAACAAUAAUCACAGCAAUAAUGUGGAUGUAAAAAAUAACCAGCAUAGCAAUUCAAUGCUUUAUAACAAUGAAACCAAUAAACAAAAAAAUUUAGAUAUAGAUAUCACAAACAAGCAACAAAUUUUAAGUAAUAGAACCGACAACCAUAGCAGCAACCUUGACAUAAUAAACAUGCAAAGCAAUAAAAAUGUUUUACAAACGGAAAAUAUUUAUUCUACAUCCAAUAAUUCUUAUGAGUUAAAUAUUGAGAAGUGUUCAAAUGAGAAUUCAGAACGCAUUAAAGAUUUGAAUCUAAUAAAAUAUUUAAAUAAAAAUACAACCGAACCAAUAUUUAAAAGAACAAUAAAACAAAACAAUAUUUAUUUUGAAGACACAAUUGAACCAAUGAAAACUUAUUUAGAAAACACUAUAAAAUCAAUAGAAACUUGUUUUGAAAACACAAAGAAACCAAUUGAAACCUUUUUAGUAAGCGAUAAAUCUUGUGAACCGCUUCAAGUUCCAUUUGCUAAAAAAACAAGUUUGAGCAAAACCUAUUUCAAAGAAGAAAGUAUUUACCCGGUUGUUACUCCAAGUAAGCAGAUCGACUUCUCGAGGAUUUUAACAGUUUUAAAAGAAUGUCAUCAACCGAUUUUAGAGAAGGAUAUUGCAGUUAUUUCAAAAGUUGACCAAAAUAAUCUUGAUAGUUUAUUCAAUAAUAUUUAUUUAGAUAGCCUAAAUUUUGAAAACCAUAAUCCUGAUAUUAUUAUAAAUAAACUAGGAAAAUCAACCAACACCAUAGAUGUCACUAACCAAAGAAACCAUUCUCCUAAUACCAAUCAUUUAACGCAUCAAAACCAUUCUAAUAUCAAUCAUCCAGUCCAACAGCCAACCAACGACAACAAUUCAAAUUCUUUAGGCUACAAAAGAGAACAUUUUUUAAAUAAAGAACAAAACAGUGCCACAAAUUGUCAUGUAAACAACUUAAUAAAUAAUACAGACUCGGUCUUAAAUUUUGCUCAAAAAACAACGUGUAUGAAAGAUGAAGAGUUGACUGUAAAAUCGAUAAAUUCAUUUGAUGAAAUGCUCAAUGAAUUUGAAAAACUAACCAAUGAAAUGCACGAAAGUUUGCAAAACUUAAAUAGCACUGCCAAAAAAAAAGAGGAAAGUUUAAUGAAUCAAUCUAAAAGCACAUUGAAUAAACCUGUGUUGGUUAAUUUAUUUUUUGAAAUACAAAAUACCAAAGAACAAACUGAAAUUGUUUCAAAACUUAAAGAACAUCCCGCAUUUACUAAAAAAAAAUUGUUUACAAUUGAUCAUUUAGACAUUAGUGAAAGUGAGGAAUUAAAUAAAAAAAAUCUGAUACAAAUAACGAAAAUUUUAGACAAUGAAGAAAUGUUACUAUCCUACGACAAUUUGCUCAAGAGUCGUGAGCAAAUGCAAAAAAAAAGUAAAAUUCCAAUUCUUAUAAAAAAUGAAAAUAACCUUUCUGAAAAAUGUGAAAAGACGGUUGUUUCAGAAAAAUCUGAAAGUUCGGAACCAUCAUCGUUAUAUAAUUUUUCAAAUAAUUGCUUAAAAAAGAUAUCAACUAAUGUUCUACCGUCAGAUGAAUUUAAAAAUGAUGUGAACUAUAGAGAAACAACUCCAUUUACAGUAGACAGACAUGAGAAGAACAAAGAAAAACGCGUAAGUUAUAGAGAAAAACGCGAAUCUCACAUGCACUUGCUAAGAAAAAAAAGUUCUAAUGAAGAAAAUAUAUUUAAUUCAGAUUUAACUACAAGUUGCAUAUAGAUAUCUCUAAGUUGUAUAUCAAACUCUACAAGUUGCAUAUAUAAGUCUGUAAGUUGUGAAUCAAACUAUACAAGUUGCAUAUAGGAGUCUGUUGGUUUUAUAUCAGAUUUUAAAAGUUACUUUAUGAAGUUUGCAACUUGUAUACCAGAUUUUACAAGGUACAAACAGAAGUUUGCAAGUUGUGCACAAUCUACAUACAGAAGUUAUGUACAAGUUAUAUACAGACGUUUACAUGUUGUAUACAAGUUAUAUACAGACGUUUGCAAGUUGUGUACAAGUUAUACACAGACGUUUGCAAGUUGUGUACAAGUUACAUAUAGAGCUCUACAAGCUGAAUAUAGAAAAAAUAAGUUUAAGCAAAAAUUAGAAACAAAAUACGCUUUGCUGUCAUAAAAAAUUUAAAAAAUUUCCAAAAUAAAUAUACCACAUUGAUGCAAUAUAUCAUUGUUAUAAACUAAAGACAAAAAAUUAUAUCUUUUUUGUUACUAAGAAGUGUAUGAUCACAUAGCAGAUAUAUAAAAACGUUUUUUUAAUAGCGCCCUAGCAUUUCCUAGUCUAAAUUUCCAAUAGGACUCUAAAAAACGUUUGGUUUGAUAGCAAGCCUGCUUUCUUUAUUCAAAAGGUCUUACAGGAUCCUUAAAAAUUUCAGGUUUGUCAUUAAAUUGAAUAAAUGAAUUUUGUAAUAAAAAAGUUUUUAAAAAUAUUUUGGAUUCAACUUACUCAUAAUAUUAACCUACCACGAUAUUAUCAACAUACCUACCACGAUAAUGUUAACAUACCUACCACAAAAGUUGAGUUCAGUUAGCAUUGAUAUCUUUUUUUUUUUUGACAUUUUGUCUAUACCAAUUGAGGUGGGGAUCGAAACAACAUUGAGAAUGAUUAUAAAGUAUGUGUGAAAAGAGGCAUAUUUACAAUUGAAUGCAAAAGUUAUUCUUUAACAUUUUUUAUCCAAUGAAUUUAUUAUCAGCCGUGGCGAAGUUAGCGCAUAAACUUGAAUUUUUAAAAAAAAAAAAAAAAAGAAAUUUAAAUUCUGGUCAAUGCCUGCUAACUCUAGAUAAAUGUAUGUAACUUAAGCCACAAAGCAUUAUGGGAUGUCUUGCAUGACCAAAUAAUCAUAGAAGUACGCAACUCUUUGUGAAGUAUAAAAACUUUUGUAUUAUUCUUACCAGGGCUUCCCAUAAAGAAAACUUUUCUUUUAUAAAUAAAAAUUUUUUAAAACUAUUUUAUAACAUUGCUUAUAUAUCGUCAAACAUUAACAUUUUAACGCAGUUAAUAUUUGAUAUAAAUUUAAAAUGUUUUGCAUAAGUCUUUUUAAUCACGUUAUCACUGUAUUCGUUUCAUAUUAGCUAAAUAAAUAGUUGGUAAUACCGAGAGAAAAAACAACAAAAAGAAAUAA
Molecule: messenger RNA, 5029 nt
Organism: Hydra vulgaris (swiftwater hydra)
Lineage: Eukaryota; Metazoa; Cnidaria; Hydrozoa; Anthoathecata; Hydridae
Source: RefSeq, a predicted model, not a curated record